GGCAAGAAGUCCAUGAGUGGCAUGUGGCGGCGCGCGUCGGUUUCCAUCAAGGGGCUGGUCCAUCGUCGAACCUCGAUUGCUACCGAGACGCUGGACGAGCCUUACGAGAUCACCACUUCCAAGAGGCAGCAGCGCCAUACCAUCAACGCGACUUGGCACCGUCUAAGGAAUGCAACCAGUUUCAGACACUCAAGGGUUCUCUACGACGACAGCAGAAACAACAACAACAACAACCACUACUACCUGCCACACUCUGUGCCAAGACCAGGUCUGGGCAACGAGCCGCCUGUCAUCCCGCGCAACACAGGCUCAGGAGCACGGGCGGCUGUUGCUGCAUGGCAGCACGAGAUGUUCUCUACAACUGCUAGCCCGCUCCGCAACAAGAGGCUGACGCUCGAUUCCGCCCAGAAUGACAGGGAGAGCGGCAUAGGCAUUGCGGUCACCAGUACCGACCCGGUCGCCGACGCGGUCCAGGACCUCGAUAUGGUCACGCCCGACGGCGAGGUGGUCUUGGGUGCCUGUGCCCCCAACAGGGUCGACUUCAUCAGCAGGCUGCCCGUCGAGCUGGCAAUCCAGGUGCUUGCCCAUCUCGACGCCGCGGGACUUGCCAUCGCCAGCCGCAUCUCCACGCGCUGGCACGACGUCACCUCCCUCCAGCACAUCUGGCGGGACUCGUACCUGCGUGAGAAGACGGGCACCUUUGCCACCAGCGAGCCCAUCAGGCAGGGCACAGGGCUCGGUGUGCCUCUGAGUCGGCCCAACAUGGACUGGAAGGAUGCCUACCGCGCAACCGAAGAGCUGGCCAAGAGGUGGAGGAACGGUAAGGCGACCUCGAUCUAUCUGCACGGCCAUUCAGAUAGCAUCUAUUGCCUUCAGUUUGACGAGUACAAGAUCAUCACUGGGUCGCGCGACAAGACGAUCCGGAUAUGGGACAUGAAGACCAUGACCUGCAAGGUGGUCAUCGGCCCACCCGAGGUGGUCAAGAGCAAUGCCAUCCUCUGCGACAGCGAGGGCAAGCCAACGCACUCGGCCACGUUUGAGCCACAUAUCGGGGCAGAUGCUCGCUCCAAACGUGUCACGUCGGUGCCGACAACGAUGGCGUUCCCGACACACCACAAGGCCUCGAUCCUCUGUCUACAGUAUGACGAGGACAUACUGGUUACGGGCAGCUCGGACGCGUCGUGCAUCGUCUACGACAUGAAGGGCGGGUACCGGCCGAUUAGGCGGCUGCGGCAUCACACGGCAGCAGUGCUGGACCUCUGCUUCGACGACAAGUACAUUGUGACGUGCUCCAAGGACAUCAGCAUUUGCGUGUGGGACCGGGCGACGGGCGAGCUCCUCAAGCAGCUCCGGGGCCACAGCGGGCCGGUGAAUGCAGUGCAGAUGCGCGGCAACACGAUUGUGAGCUGCAGCGGCGACUUUCGGGUCAAGCUGUGGAACAUCGAGACGGGCAAGCAGAUUCGCGAAUUCCAGGGCCACACCAAGGGCCUGGCGUGCUGCCAGUUCUCCGAGGACGGGCGGUACGUGGCCAGCGCAGGCAACGACAAGGUGAUCCGCAUCUGGGACGCCAACACGGGCGAGUGCCUGCGGGAGAUGAAGGCCCACGAGAGCCUGGUCCGGUCGCUCCAUAUCGACAGCGUCUCGGGCAGGCUCGUGUCGGGCUCAUACGACACGGACAUCAAGGUGUUCGACAUGGAGACGGGGCGACAGCUGCUGGACUUUCCUAGGUGGCAUGCCAGCUGGGUACUGAGUGCCAAGAGCGAUUACCGGCGUAUCGUGUCUACAGGACAAGAUCCUAAGAUUCUCGUCAUGGAUUUCGGUGCUGGCAUCCCGGGCAUCGAGCAGCUGGAAAGCUGCCCACAGCAGCGCAAGGUGGAAGAGGUGAAGCCCGACCCUCUCGACCACGGAGGAUAUAUCUGAUACUACGUCAGAGUGGUCGAGUAUUUCUACCAAUGGUUGCGCCACACACACACACACAAGGAUCAUUGUAUCAAUUAUUGACUUGGGGCAGCAUUUGAUGUUGUUCUAUCAGACAGGUGCAAGGACUCCUUCGUCUUAAGGGAAGAAGAAUGGGGAAAUGUUGGUGUAGUUUUGGACCCAGCAGCUUCGAUUGUUCGGUUACCAUGAUUUGUUUAUUUACUAUCACACUGGGGGGAUAUCAUUAUAGCUGGUCUUCUGGAGACAACCACAGACAACCAACCACUAGCAUGUUCAUUUAGCUUUCUGGGUCGUAGGUGUUCGGUUUAUUUUCACCGCAAAGAGAAAGAGAUAGCAUCAAUGGGUCACGACAAGAGAUAUGGCUG
Cryphonectria parasitica EP155 is the source of this 2303-nucleotide messenger RNA. RefSeq lists its product as uncharacterized. Gene Ontology annotation, biological process: ubiquitin recycling; proteasome-mediated ubiquitin-dependent protein catabolic process. The coding region runs from base 13 to 1920 and encodes 635 amino acids. The transcript is spliced from 4 exons. Gene Ontology annotation, molecular function: ubiquitin binding. Gene Ontology annotation, cellular component: nucleus; cytoplasm. NCBI's taxonomy places the organism in Eukaryota, Fungi, Ascomycota, Sordariomycetes, Diaporthales, Cryphonectriaceae. The record is from RefSeq and is a predicted model, not a curated record.